This is a messenger RNA of Fulvia fulva, 321 nucleotides long. Its product is annotated as Cytochrome P450 monooxygenase. Bases 1 to 321 code for a protein of 106 amino acids. Lineage: Eukaryota; Fungi; Ascomycota; Dothideomycetes; Mycosphaerellales; Mycosphaerellaceae. The transcript has 2 exons. The record is from RefSeq and is a predicted model, not a curated record. Gene Ontology annotation, molecular function: heme binding; oxidoreductase activity, acting on paired donors, with incorporation or reduction of molecular oxygen; monooxygenase activity.
AUGUGGGGCAUGACCUUUCUGAUGCGGCAUUCGGAGGAGCAAAUGGAAUUGCGUGAAGCACUUCGUAGUGCUUUCCCAAAGGAUGCACAAAGCGGCAGCUGUCCUUCUGCCAAAGCCAUCACUUCUGUUUCGAUUCCAUACCUGGACGCCUUCAUCGAUGAGAUUCUGCGGCUCGAGCCUCCUGGCUACAUUAACAACCGGGCAGCGACAGAAGAUGUCACAGUCCUUGGUCACAAGGUACCCAAGGGAAUUGAUGUGUUCUUUCUGAACACCGGGCCAAGCAUUGACAGGCCAGCUCUCCCUGUCGACGACGCCCUUUGA